AUGAGCACGUCCGUGAUGAACAGGUUGCGGGACCUGGAGCGCGAGCUGGCCCUCCGGACGUCCGAGUCGAGGAAGAAAGACGACUACAUCGCCCGGCUGGAGCACCGGCUCGACGAGCGUGACGCUAGCGUCCGUCACCUGCGCAACGAGAUCGACAAAUUCCGACAGGUGGUUCGGCCGCUCACCCAUCACAUUAUGGCCAUUCAGAUGUCGGCCGACGAUCUGGCCGGCGGUGGCGGUAGUGGUUGCUGUAACGGCGGCGGUCAUCACGGCCACGCCGCGGGCUCCUUGUUCAAGGGCCGGCCCACUCGACAGGCCAUUUCGGCCGAACCACUCAGGACCACCGACCCGCUGCCUAUCGUCAAGGUUCCAAAGUCUUCAAAGUGA
Messenger RNA from Macrosiphum euphorbiae (potato aphid), 387 nucleotides. NCBI's taxonomy places the organism in Eukaryota, Metazoa, Arthropoda, Insecta, Hemiptera, Aphididae. The record is from the annotation of a GenBank genome assembly.